This is a messenger RNA of Anopheles merus, 2354 nucleotides long. Its product is annotated as zinc finger protein 37-like. Gene Ontology annotation, cellular component: nucleus. The record is from RefSeq and is a predicted model, not a curated record. NCBI's taxonomy places the organism in Eukaryota, Metazoa, Arthropoda, Insecta, Diptera, Culicidae. Gene Ontology annotation, molecular function: zinc ion binding; DNA-binding transcription factor activity, RNA polymerase II-specific; RNA polymerase II transcription regulatory region sequence-specific DNA binding. Gene Ontology annotation, biological process: regulation of transcription by RNA polymerase II. The coding region runs from base 179 to 1408 and encodes 409 amino acids. The transcript is spliced from 2 exons.
CGCGUUUGACAGCUGAUUUGCAACAUCCAGAAACGUCAAGUUUGUUUGUUUACCUUUUGCAGACGAACAAAUCGCUUCGUAAAAACUCAAUGCAAAUAACCGAACCAGUGCAAUUAAUUUUUGUCAUUAAACGUCUACUAACAAUGCUACCAAUUCAAGUUCGAAAAGUUAUCUGAAAAUGAACAUUGCCAUGUUAGAAACUAUCAUAAACAGUGCAUCUGCGUCGGUUUGUAGGCUAUGCCUCAGUUACGACGCUUCUGAAUACGUUUCCCUUGAUGCAAAUGAAUCUGACUCACUCGUGGCAAUUAUCAACAAAUGUACCGGAAUAAAGGUUCGUGGAAAGAUAAACAACAUCGCAAACAAAAUAUGCAACGAUUGCCGGAAUGUUGUGGUCAAAUUUAACCAACUGCGAGAAAGGUGUCUGGCGUCGGAUAAAAUUCUGCUCGAUCUAUGUAGGAAAAGGAAUAGAUUAACACCCAAGUUGUUAUCCAGCAUGCCGUCCUUAGCAAAGGGAUACUAUGGCGAGCACGAACAGCAAGAAACAUUCACACCAACAGAAACAAAUGCCAAUAUUAUUAUCGUUCAAUCAACGAGCACCGAAGCGAUCGUUCCCGAAACAGAUGAAAUGCUUAGCACAGAUUCACACAAGCAAGUAGACCUUGGACCCAAGGACAAUCGAGAGGUUGAUGCACCAACACUGGUAUGCUGUGGUUGUAAUCCUUCACCAGAGUUCAACACCACAGCAGAACUAACAGUCCACUGUGAUAACCAUCACAAAAAGUACCGUGUCUCAGAUGGUUCAAUUCGACCCUUCGAAUGCAACAUUUGUUUUGAACGGUUUUUAACACCAUCGCUGCUGAAACACCAUCAAACACGUCCCUACCGGAAACGGGUACACAUUUGCAGGUCCUGUGGGUCGGCUUAUUUCACGAACUCUGCCUUGAACCGGCACGAAAAGGUGUGCACUGUAGUUGAUAAGAACUAUACCUGCGAAGAGUGCGGCAAACGGUUCCGCCAAAUCAUUACGCUGAAGAACCACCGCAAACUGCAUCAAGCGGAAAAAAUAUUCGCAUGUCCCGUGUGUGGCAAAACGUUUAAGCAAAAGUUUGAAAUCACCAUCCACAUGGUAACACACACCGGGGAACAGCCUUAUCCUUGUGAUCAGUGUCCGGCUAGGUUCAAGCGGAAACAAGCACUGAAAAAUCACCAAAAUCGCCAUCAGAAUCCGCGUCCAUUCAAAUGUGAAUCAUGCGAUGAAUGGUUCGGUAAUCCAACGGCUCGCAAAUUUCAUCGACUUACUGUACACGAAGGGCUUGAUCCGUUCCGAUGCGACCAGUGCGGUGUGAGCUAUGGGCGCAGAUUACGACUUACGCAGCACAUGAAGAAAGUACACGGAGAAGUGGGCUAACAAAAACAUUCAUUUUAUGAGAGAUAAUUCUAAGUUAACAUAAACAUGUUUUGUGGAUCUUGAUAUUGAGUAGAUUUAGUACAAUCAUAGGACCACAUUUCAUUAGCUGAUGAAGUAAUAGGUUUAUUUUCUUUAUAAUGUACAACGUGGACAUUUUUAUCGCAAUUUUAACUAUAUCUUAUUCCUUUCCUGGUAGGGUUUUCAGGGUUCCUAGUAGUUUUAAGUUUUGUUUUGUUAAAAUGUUCUCCAAAAGUCAUAUGAAUUGAUGCUAGAUGGCGAACUGCUGGUGCUGAUAUUAAUUAAUCAAACAGUUGUAGAUAGCCAAGUGGCAAAUAGUGUUUUAAGUGCCAUGGAUAAAAAAGUGGCAUAUUUAUACUAAAAAAAAUCAUAAUAAUUUAAAUUAUUUAGUGCAUGUAAUGUUUGGAAUUAUUAACAAAACCGUGUAAGUUAAAAUUAAAAAAAAGAAGUUUUCUACCUUUUUUUGCCAAUAAAAAAAACAUAAAAAUUGCUUUUUGAACCAUCAUCAUCUAUUUUAGGAUUGAUCUUCGAUAAAUCCUUUAAAGUUGUAAAACGCCUUUAAAAACAUUACAAUACAUGGAUAAACAUGAAGCUGAAUUAACUCUAUGUUACCAGUCGAAAUAUUUUCCUGAAUUUUCUAAAGCUAUUCUUUGGCUUGAAGAUAAUUGGAAACCAAAGCUACUUUUUUACAAACAUGCCAAGUAUAUAUGUAUGACUCCUGAUUGCAUUGAAUAAAAUUUCUAACUAACAUACACAAACCAAUAAAUAAAUUACAAAAGAAAACAAUAAAAACUCUUUCCAUUCUAUGUCCGUAUUAUGGUUUAAGUUACGGAAAAUAGGCAAAAAAUUAACAAUGCAUGUGUCAAUUAGCAUUCAUCGCCGAAUUCGUUCAAGAUCAAUUAAAAUCAUUCCACCAAUACAAAAAUUC